Messenger RNA from Zalophus californianus (California sea lion), 1663 nucleotides. RefSeq names its product peroxisomal succinyl-coenzyme A thioesterase. The record is from RefSeq and is a predicted model, not a curated record. Lineage: Eukaryota; Metazoa; Chordata; Mammalia; Carnivora; Otariidae. Gene Ontology annotation, cellular component: peroxisome. The transcript has 3 exons. Gene Ontology annotation, molecular function: fatty acyl-CoA hydrolase activity. Bases 145 to 1407 code for a protein of 420 amino acids. Gene Ontology annotation, biological process: acyl-CoA metabolic process; fatty acid metabolic process.
UCCGCCACCCCCCGUUCCUGCGCCAGGGGACGCCUGACCCCGUCGGGCCUGCGAAGCGCACUCCGCCGCCUGGGCCGGACUUCGGCCAGUCGCGACCUGAGGCUUCCCGGCUCCACGUCCAGAGGGCAGCCGCGUGCAACCGGGAUGGUGACGGUGAUCCUGCAGCCCGCGGGCCGCUGCAGCUGGGACGAGCCCGUGCGCAUCGCCGUGCGCGGCCUGGCCCCGCGACAGCCCGUCACGCUGCGCGCGUCCCUGCGCGACGAGAAGGGCGCGCUCUUCCGGGCCCACGCGCGGUACCAAGCCGACGCCGGCGGCCUCCUGGACCUGGCGCGCGCGCCCGCGCUGGGCGGCAGCUUCGUGGGACUCGAGCCCAUGGGGCUGCUCUGGGCCCUGGAGCCGGAUAAGCCGUUUUGGCGGUUUGUGAAGCGGGACGUGCAGACGCCCUUCGUCGUGGAGCUGGAGGUGCUCGACGGCCACAAGCCGGACGCCGGGCGCGUCCUGGGCCGGGCGGUGCACGAGCGCAACUUCGUGCGGCCGGGCGUGCGGCGGGAGCCGGUGCGCGCGGGCCGGGUGCGCGCCACGCUCUUCUUGCCCCCUGGACCUGGACCUUUCCCGGGGAUCAUUGACAUCUUUGGAAUUGGAGGGGGCCUGAUGGAAUAUCGAGCCAGCCUUCUGGCUGGUCAUGGCUUUGCCACCUUGGCUCUAGCUUAUUAUAACUUUGAGGAUCUCCCCGAGGAAAUUGACAGCAUACACCUGGACUACUUUGAAGAAGCCCUGUGCUACAUGCUACAACACUCCAAGGUAAAGGGCCCAGGCAUUGGGCUUCUGGGCAUUUCUUUAGGGGCUGAUAUUUGUCUUUCCAUGGCCUCAUUUUUGAAGAACGUCUCAGCCACAGUUUCCAUCAAUGGAUCUGGGUUCAGUGGAAACACAGCCAUACACUACAAGCAGACUUGCAUCCCAUCAUUGGGCUAUGAUUUUAGGAGAAUCAAGGUAGCUUUCUCAGGUCUCCUGGACAUUGUGGAUAUUUUGAAUGAUAUUGUAGGAGGGCAUGAGAACCCCAGCAUGAUUCCAAUAGAGAAGGCCCAGGGGCCCAUCCUCUUCAUCGUUGGUCAGGAUGACCAUAACUGGAGGAGUGAGUUAUAUGCCCAAAUAGCCUCCGAACGGUUACAGGCCCAUGGAAAGGAAAAACCCCAGAUCAUCUCUUAUCCUGGGACUGGGCAUUAUAUCGAGCCUCCUUACUUCCCCCUAUGCCCAGCUUCUGUGCACAAAUUUGUGAACAAAUCUGUAAUCUGGGGUGGGCAGCCCAGGGCUCAUUCUAAGGCUCAGGAAGAUGCUUGGAAACAAAUUCUAACCUUUUUCUGCAAACAUCUUGGAGGUACCCAGAAUAUAGCUUCCCCUAAAUUGUAAUGUGUUGGUCUGUUAUUGACAUGAGAAAUUCGAGGUCAGAUUCUGGUAUUUAAUAAUCAUGUGAAUCAGUUGUCCCCUGGAUAAUGUUAAAUUCAUGUCAUGGAUAUUAAUGAUAUAUUUUAGGUAACAUUUUUAAUACAUUAUGUUUUCAUUAAUUUACUAAUGUAACACAUGUCUAUUGUAGAAGAUUCAAUUAGAGGUAUACAACACAAAAAGUAAAAAGCAUCCCCUCUAUUAAAAUUUGUAUUUUCUUCUA